UCAGUUCUGCCAGAAGUGACCUGGGGGUGGGGGACCUCCACGCAUCAUUUCCUACACGGCGGUGGUCUCGGCAGAACCUCCUUCGAACAGUCCCGACGGCGCAGCACAUGGGGCCGCCCGCGUGCAGGAGAGGCGCGCGCUGGGGCCGGGCCGUGUCCGCGCUCCCGGUCCCCGCGCUCCCCGCGCCCGCAGCCCACGCUGUGCCCGGGACCCCAGGCCGCCCGCCCGCCCCGGGCCCAGGGCUCGCCGUCGCCCCGCUCCCCCGGGAUCGUGCCUGCCGCGCAGACCCCGCGGGCGGAGGGGCCGGUGGUGCCCGCUCGUGCGCGCCAGCGGCCGCAAGCGCACUGGCCUCGGCUGUUUGCAGAGCUUUCCAGACGGCGUCGGGCUCAGGGCCUCGCCCCCACGGUGCCCUCCGCCUGGACACGCCCGUCCUGCAGGCCCCCGACCCCGUGCCGCACGGCCCCGAGCCCCGCGCCCUGCUCUCUGCCCGCACCGGUCCGGCCCCGCGGGCGCCGUGCUCCCGCGUGUGGUUGGCCGCGCUCAGUCAGCACGGAAGGAAGGGCGAGCAGAGACAGACAGAGCCCAGCCCUCUGGCCUCACAGCAGGGUCUGCGCCCUGACUUCCCGCACCAACGGCUCAUUUCCAGCGCCUCCGACAUCAAGCCUAUUCAGAAACAAUGCUUCUCCCGCAAACACCUGAGCCAAGGAACCGACAUCGCUGGGAAAGAAACUGAGGACACAGACACUGAGCGGACCAGGUGGACAAGGCCCCUGAAAUGCAAGCAUACAGUCAAGAGGAAAUCGUCCCACAGGACUUAUCUGGUAGAUGCGCAUCAAAGCACUGUUCAGAGAGCAGAGCACAGGGAGGGCACCCCACGUCCACGGAGGUGACGGAACUGAGCGACAUGCAGACACUGGACGCCGCCAAACAUGCACGUGACGACAGGGAGCGUGCUCACGAUGCGGGGAACAGGCAAGACACGGCACUGUGAACUACUGAACACGUGUGCCCCCGCUACACGGAGAAAGAAGGCACAGGCAGACCGAUGAACACCCGACAGCUGUCUAUCUUCGAACCAGCACUCCUGGAAGAUCCAGUGACCCACAGCGCUGCGGCCAGGCUGGGGAGGGAGGGACGCAGCUGUCCAACGCAGCAUGGAGCCUCGGACCCCUUCCGCCCCAUCUUUCUUUCAUUUCUGUUAAUUAUUUCCCUCGGUUUACUUUCUUUGAGCCUAUUCUGUUGUUAUUUUGCGAAUGUCUCCAGUCGAAAGCACAGCUGAUCAAUUUCCAGUC
Molecule: messenger RNA, 1292 nt
Organism: Equus quagga
Lineage: Eukaryota; Metazoa; Chordata; Mammalia; Perissodactyla; Equidae
Product: translation initiation factor IF-2-like
Exons: 2
Coding region: 108-890 (260 amino acids)
Source: RefSeq, a predicted model, not a curated record